GCUCCUGCCCAAGCCACCCCUGCAUCCCGCAGCUUCACGGCUGAGGGGGAAGUCGCUCGCGCCUCGGCGGGCCUCAAUCUAGCUAGAUGCCCCCUGACUUCCUCCGGCUCGUUCUCCCGACCGCAGGGACAGAGCAGGGAGCUGAGAGGGCCUGCGGCUCAAGCCUGCUCACAGGGAAGCCAGCAUUCGUCGCCUGGCUGUGCCCCGGCCAGCCGUCGCCAUUCAGUUGUAAAGUUUGUGGGAAGAAUGACACUAGGGCCACAGCCUCCUCCCUCCCCUUCGGGGCCGCCAUGUCUCGCCUGGCUCUUCUUGCCGCUAUGUGGGAGGUGGGAACUUGUACGGAGCAUGUGAAGCUGAGAGAAAUCCCUUUCACGCUAUUCGCCUUGGAACUUCACCAGCCUUACAAUGAAACUGAGAGAGAGGAGAUUGCACAACGUGAUAAAGAACACCUGCUGUUGCAAAAUAAAGAGCGGCACGCCCGAAUCUAGGCCGUCUAGCACCGAAAACCCUAAGCAAGAAGGUGAGAAAAGAGCUCAGCAGAGUAGACCAGAGGCAUCGCGCCAGCCAGCUCCGAAAGCAGAAGAAGGAGGCGGUUCUGGCAGAGAAAAGACAGCUGGGCAGCAAGGAUGGCCCUCCUCAUCAGGUACUGGUGGUGCCCCUGCACAAUAGGAUUUCCCUGCCAGAGGCCUUUCGGCUGCUUCAGGAUAGGGACAGUGGAAUAGUACAUUUGAAUGAACUGGGAAGUAGCCAUAGCUUUAUGCUGCUGUGUCCUCGCUUGAAACAUCGAUGGUUUUUCACAUCUGCAAGGCCAGGGGAUCUGCACACUGUGUUAGACAUGGCUAAAGUAGCUGAUACCAUCCUGUUCCUCCUUGACCCACUAGAAGGCUGGGAUAGCACUGGGAAUUACUGCCUUUCCUGCCUCUUUGCUCAAGGACUUCCCACCUAUACACUAGCUGUCCAGGGUAUUUCUGGCCUCCCACUGAAAAAACAAAUAGAUGCCAGAAAGAAACUAAGUAAAGCUAUGGAGAAACGCUUUCCGGAUGACAAACUCUUCUUGUUAGACACUCAACAGGAGGCAGGGAUGCUGCUAAGGCAGUUGGCUAACCAGAAGCAACGGCAUCUUGCUUUUCGAGAUCGACGAGCCUACCUUUUUGCCCAUGCUGCUGAUUUUGUGCCUAAUGAAGAGAAUAAUUUGGUGGGCACCUUGAAAAUUUCAGGCUAUGUUCGUGGGCAGACUCUGAAUGUAAAUAGCUUGCUGCAUAUCACUGGACAUGGCGAUUUCCAAAUGAAACAGAUAGAUGCCCCCCUGGACCCUUUCCCUUUAAAUCCUAGAGUAAUUAAAUCCCAGAAGGACCCAGGCAUGGAAAUGGAGAUUUGUGAUACAGAUGCUGUUGCUGAUAUGGAAGAAGACCUUAAGGUCCUAAUGAAGGCAGACCCUGAUAGACAGGAAUCCUUGCAAACGGAGGCUAUCCCAGAUCCAAUGGAGGGGGAGCAAACCUGGCCCACUGAGGAGGAGCUGAGUGAAGCAAAUGUGAAGGAAAGCUCCAAGGUGGUAAAGAAGGUCCCCAAAGGAACAUCCAGCUACCAAGCUGAAUGGAUUUUGGAUGAGGAUGGCGAAAGUGGUGGAGAAGGAGAUGAAUAUGAUGUUGCAGAACAUGAGGAUUUUAUGGAAGAGGAAUCUCAGGAUGAAAGUAGUGAAGAGGAAGAAGAGGAGGAAUGUGAAACUAUGACUAUAGGGGAGUCUGUGCGUGAUGAUCUGUAUGAUGAGAAAGUAGAUGAAGAAGCUGAGGAAAAAAUGUUGGAGAAAUAUAAACAAGAAAGACUGGAAGAGAUGUUUCCAGAUGAAGUGGACACCCCGCGUGACAUGGCUGCUAGAAUUCGAUUUCAGAAAUACAGAGGCCUCAAGAGUUUCCGGACAUCUCCAUGGGAUCCUAAGGAAAACCUUCCUCCAGAUUACGCUCGGAUCUUUCAGUUUCAGAACUUUACUAAUACUAGGAAAAGCAUCUUUAAAGAGAUUGAGGAAAAAGAGGUUGAAGGAGCUGAGGUUGGCUGGUAUGUCACACUUCAUAUUUCUGAAGUCCCAGUCUCAGUGGUUGAAUACUUCAGGCAAGGAGCACCCUUGAUUGCAUUUUCUUUACUACCUCAUGAACAGAAGAUGUCAGUUUUGAAUAUGGUGGUGAGACGGGACCCUGGCAACAUUGAACCUGUGAAAGCCAAAGAGGAGCUGAUCUUCCACUGUGGAUUCAGGCGCUUCCGAGCCUCACCUUUAUUCUCUCAGCAUACUGCAGCGGACAAACAUAAAUUUCAGAGAUUCCUGACUGCUGAUGUGGCACUAGUGGUGACAGUAUAUGCGCCAAUCACUUUUCCUCCUGCAUCUGUGCUGCUUUUCAAGCAGAAAAGUAAUGGAAUGCACAACCUCAUUGCUACAGGCCAUCUGUUGUCAGUGGAUCCAGAUAGAAUGGUCAUCAAGAGAGUUGUUCUGAGCGGUCAUCCUUUCAAAAUUUUUACUAAGAUGGCAGUGGUACGUUAUAUGUUCUUCAAUAGAGAGGAUGUGCUGUGGUUUAAACCAGUGGAACUGAGAACAAAGUGGGGCCGCAGAGGACACAUCAAGGAGCCUUUAGGUACCCAUGGCCACAUGAAGUGCAGCUUUGAUGGGAAGCUAAAAUCUCAGGACACAGUACUGAUGAACCUCUAUAAACGAGUUUUCCCCAAAUGGACUUAUGAUCCAUAUGUACCAGAACCAGUACCUUGGGUGAAAAGUGAGAUUUCUUCAGUAGUGCCUGAAGUGGGCAUGGAGUGAUAGAUUUAAAUUCUGUCUUGCUGGUGCCAGUUAGCAUUCUAGGGAUGGGAGCCUACAGGCUGUGAUUAGGCAAAGUUUGUUUUCUACUUUAGCCUAUCAGACUGCUGCCCCAUUUGCAAAAGACUUUGCUUGACCUUGACACCAUGUCUCAGUGAAGUAUGGAAGUUUUUCUACUACUUAGUCCAAAAAACUGUUAAAUCUUAAACUGAAAUA
Molecule: messenger RNA, 3013 nt
Organism: Microcebus murinus (gray mouse lemur)
Lineage: Eukaryota; Metazoa; Chordata; Mammalia; Primates; Cheirogaleidae
Source: RefSeq, a predicted model, not a curated record